Messenger RNA from Chaetomium globosum CBS 148.51, 1215 nucleotides. RefSeq lists its product as uncharacterized. Gene Ontology annotation, molecular function: oxidoreductase activity. Lineage: Eukaryota; Fungi; Ascomycota; Sordariomycetes; Sordariales; Chaetomiaceae. The coding region runs from base 1 to 1215 and encodes 404 amino acids. The record is from RefSeq and is a predicted model, not a curated record. The transcript has 4 exons.
AUGCGUUUCUCGCUAUUAGUGCCCGCCAUUGGGACUUUUGUGUUUGGUGCGACCUUCAUCGUCGCAGCCCGUCCGAAUGAUGCUGCGGCGAUCCUCCAAGAUUUACAGAGGAAGGUUGAAGCCAAGCUACACGAGACAAACAAGACAGCUCCCGGUUCCCUGCCCGGACAUGGAGGCCAAACAUGCACACUCGCCAACGCUGCCGUCCGCAAAGACUGGUACCUCUACCCCCUUUUCUUUUCAUCGAACAUCCUCCGCCGUCUCGGGACGAAAGCUCUUGUUGGGGCGGUCCCGUUGUUUGCUGCCAGAUUGCCUACCAGUGUUUUACCGUCCGUCGACCCGGACUUCUCGGCAGCGCAGAACCACUUCGAUGACUUCGUCGCCGUGCACAUGAACCAGACCAACUUCAUCCACGGCACGGCAAACUUUCUUACGUGGCACCGCUACCUGAUCUGGCUUUGGGAGCAGAAGCUGCGUAACGACUGUGGCUAUACUGGCUAUCUACCGUACUGGAACUGGUUCAAGUACCAAGACGACCUGUCCAAGUCGCCGGUUUUUGAUGGUAGUGACACCAGCCUAGGCGGCGAUGGCGAGUACUUUGCGCACAACGGCAGUGUCGUCGGCGCUGGACGGGUCUGGCUGCCAUCAGGAGAGGGUGGCGGCUGCGUGAAGUCGGGCCCUUUUGUCGGCUAUACCAUCAACAUCGGCCCAGUCCAGCCCGCCAUGCAAGGCUACACCCCCGUCUUCACCGACGUUAAGCACCUCAACCCGCGCUGCCAGCGACGCGACCUGACCACAGCGGCAUCCACAUCCACCUUCACCGCCGCCAACCUGCUCAACCUCACCACGGGCCCCGCGUCAGCCACCGUCGGGCACUUCCAAGACGAGCUGCAAGGGCCGUACGGCACCCUCCGCAUCCACGGCGCCGGCCACUACGCCAUGGGCGGCGACGGCUCCGACGUCUUCACGUCCCUCAACGACCCGGCCUUUUACCUGCACCACGCCAUGGUCGACCGCCUCUACUGGAUCUGGCAGGUCCUGCACCCGGCCGAGGCGCACAAGGUUAAUGGUACCGUUACCUUCCGCAAUAAUCCGCCUAGCCGCGAGGGGACGGUGGAUGAUCUGCUUGAUGUGGGGAAGCUGGGGCCGGCUGUUCCGAUUAGGGAUGUGUUGGACACCCUUGGGGGCUCGCCGCUGUGUUACAUCUAUCUUUAG